Closterium sp. NIES-65 is the source of this 4134-nucleotide messenger RNA. NCBI's taxonomy places the organism in Eukaryota, Viridiplantae, Streptophyta, Zygnematophyceae, Desmidiales, Closteriaceae. The record is from the annotation of a GenBank genome assembly.
AUGCGCGACACCGUCCGGGACGGCGACGCAGGCUCUGGCCUCCUCUCAAUGAGCGCGCUGUGCUGGGUGGUGAAGAGGAUGGAUCGCCUGACCGGCGACGACCGUCGCAGUGCGACCAGCAUGGACAAGGUCCUCGUUUCGGGGUUGAAGGAGCUGCGGAUUCGGAUGAUGACAUACAUCAAGGAACACGUCGCACGCAGACGGUCAGGCCAUGUCGGAGUUGGUGCCGAUGCCUGUGAAGACGACGCCGCGGAGCCCCCUUCGGCAUCCCAAGCAGUCGGUGUCGCCGACACAAGCGGAGAGGCCGGAGACGGCGUCGACAAGGCAGAUGAGGAGGCAGAGAGGGCUGUGGCGAGGACCGCGGAUCAGGAAAAGGAGGAGGAGGAGGAUGACACCGACGAUCAGGAUGAUAACGAGGAGGAUCGUGAGGAGCGUGAGCAGGGGCAUGGGCAGGAGGAGGAGGAGGAGGAGGAGGAGGAGGAGGAGGAGGAGGAGGAGGAGGAGGACGAGGAGGAGGAGGAGGAGGAUGAUGAGGAGGAGGAGGAGGACAAGGAGGCGGCGGCGGCGGAGGCCGUGGAGCAGGGUUUCGGGUCGGUGGAGCAGGUGGCGGAGGGGGAGAAGCAGCAAGAGGGGGAGGAGGAGGUAGAGUUCCCCUGGGUCGAAUUCGAGAUGGAGGAUGUUGAGGGAGCGGCGGCGGUGGCCGUGGAGGGAGCGGCGGCGGCCGUGGAGGGAACGGGCGGGAUGUCGGCGGAUGUUGUGUACGUGCGAGGGGAGGGUGCCGAUGUGGAGAAUGUCGGCGUGGAGGAGGCGCACGUGGUCGGCAAUGUGGUUGGCGACGCGAAGGAGGAGGAUAACGUCGCGUCCCCGACGCCGACGGGCGUGGAGACCACCACAGGGAACGCAGGGGUGGAACGCCGGGGUGGAGCGGUAGAGGCGGGCCGUCAACCGGGUUCCUCAGCAGCUGGUCGGCAGGCAACGCCGGCCGUCGUCGCGCAGCUGCGACAGGAGAACAUGUGGCUGAGGGCUGAAAAUGCUCGUCUCGAGACGGCGCUCGGAGUGGAGAGGGGUCGGGUGGACAGGUUCGCGAUGGGGAUUGGCCACCUCGUGGACAAGCUCAGGUCGUUGGCCGACCAGGUCGCCGCCUCCGACCAGGACGCGUCGAGUCGGCUGAUGGACGCGUCCUUGACCAUGGCGACGACCGUGACGGAGAACAUCACUGCCAACAUGGGUGAAGCAUGGGAGGCGAUGAAGGCGUACGCCGAGAGGGCGGAGAGCUGGUUGGACGAUCUAGAGAAUCCGGAGGGGGUUAUGGCGGUGCAACGUGCGAACGCGGUCGUCGCCCUGGGCAACCACGUGGACGAAGCGAGGAAGGGAUUGGAGGAAUACAUAUCGAAGCACCUAGUCGCCGCGCAGACCAACAUCGCCGCCGCCGUAACUCAACGCGUCGCCGUCCCGCCGCCCACGCAGCCUGCCCCACCGCCAGCCUUCCCGGACGAGCUCAUGAAGUCUUUCAAGGCGGACGUGUUGAAGGCGGUGACUGAGGCCACCCAGCAGUCGUUUGCUGCGUCCGGGUUAAACCUCAUGACCCAGGUGAUCGGCCAUCUGGCGCCUGGUCGGCAUGGGUCGUCGCCGUCGGACAACGAGGCCGACAAGAAGGGUGCGAAAAGGGCGGGCGGCGGAGAUGAUGCGUUGAGCUCGAAGCGGAGCAAGGGAGCCGAUGGGAGCCGCGGCGUCGGCCAGGUGGCUCCAGGCGGCUCGCGGAGCAAGGGAGCCGAUGGGAGCGGAGGUACGAGCGUGGUCGACCAGCUGAAGAAGAACGGGGCCAAGGUGAUAAGGACGCACAGCAAGGGCGAUGGAAUCAGGAGUGCGGAGGGGGGCCCUGCCGACCAGGUUGCCGCUCAAGAGGCUGGACCAACAGCCCCGCCAUUGGUCGCCGAGAAGCCGGCCAGUCUAGCGACCGCACCAACGGCGAUAGAUGGCGGCGCCAAAACCGUCAAAGGACCGUCCGUCGGAGUGGCGGGGACCACGUCGAUCCCCCGCAAACCCCCUGCGGCUAGCAGCGCGCCGGUCGCCCCGUCAGCCGCCAACAACGAUGGGCCGUCCCUUGCGGCUACUCCAGCACCAGCAGGCACGUCUGCCGCCAAGGUUGACGCGGUGGAUGCUGCGGCUAACCGCGCUGGUCCGUCCGCCCCAAAGGCGAACGCGCUCAGGGAGAUGCUCAGCCGCAUGGAGACCCAUCGACAGGACGUGCAGCAGCCUCCCGUGGUCGGCACCGCGCCGGCCACAACAGCACGUCGCUCGGUCACUCCCCAGGUCGCCGCCACAACGUCCAGUGCCCCACCUACCGCGCCUAUCAUCGCCGCCCGUCCUCCUGUGGACCCAAAGUCCGCGUUGCUUCGCGCCCAGUUAGGCGUACGUACUGCGGCUGCGCCGGCACGGGCUCAGCCGGUAUCCAGCUCAUGCGCGACGCCGACGUCGGUGACCGUAGCUGCACACACACUCGGUGCGGCUACUAUCGAGGCGGUGGCGGAGAAGGGCGUGAGUGCAGCGCUAGCCACGGGCGGCAGAUCAGUUGACCCUGCACAGGCGGCGAAGGACCACAACGACGCCGAUAUCGCUGCCAUCCAGGACCUGUUGGAAGCGGUAAACCGCCCCAAGCAGCCCCCUGUGCUGGCCAUCUUGGACUCGGCGAGUCCCACCGGCUGUACAGCGGAGCCAAAGACGACCACUGCUGCGGUCGGCGCGGGAAAGUCGAAACGGAAGGGGACGGUCGACGCAGGGAAAGCGAGGCCGAGCUCGAAGAAGAAAACACGGGCGACGUCGGCGAUGGUGAAGUCGGUGCAGAAAGGACAGGGGAUGGCGACGGCGAUGGUGGAGAAGGAGAAGAAGGAGGAGGAGAAGGAGGAGGAGGAGAAGAAGGAGAAGGAGAAGGAGAAGGAGAAGGAGAAGGAGAAGGAGACGGAGGAGGAGAAGGAGAAGGAGGAGGAGGAGAAGGAGAAGGAGAAGGAGGAGGAGGAGGAGGAGAAGGUGGAGGAGGCGGAGGAGAAGAAGCUGGAGGAGGAGGAGGCGGCGACGGAGGAGGAGAAGGUGAAGGUGAAAGAACGGAAGGGUCAUGGCAUCCGCCACGACUCGACGGGCGACAAGCAAGGGUGGGUGGGCGAGAUCAAGGUGGUCGGGAACGAGAGCAGAUACAUCGGCAAGUCCCGCGACAAGAUGGAGCUGGCGUACCUUCACUCCAUUGUGUACCUCCUGUACGACGGUUUCGUCAGCAAGAUCCUCAUGGCCGAGCUCACCGGCCUGGAGGAAACAGUGAUGAAGCAGUGGAGGGCGGUGUGGAAGGAAGUCCGGUUCUUGCCGACUGGGAUGUGGACGGUGAUCUGGGCAAGGGGCGCGUUUCUCCCAAGGACACGGUUCGACGACAUCCUCGGGAAGUAUAGAGCGUACAAGACAUCAGGCGAUGCGCACCACGACGCGCUUUUGCCCGCGAUCUGGUUCCCCGUCGAUGCCGACGGGAAGUCGGAUGCAAUGAUGUCGGCCAUGCUUGAUCGCGUGUCCUUGUGCGCGGCGUAUGGGGAGGUCGCUGCAUCCGCGGCGAGAAUGGAGGGCGACACGGAUCAGAAGACGGCGAAGGUCGCACAGGCGCUGUCGGCCUCAGCUUGCGCACUGUGGUGCUUAGUCGAGGGCGACGGCGCCCAGGUGGCUGAUGCCGUCCGCGAAGGGAAGGCGGCGGCGAUGUUGGUCGGCGCCAGCGAGGCUACCGCCGCCGAGUUCAAGAACGUCAUGUCGGCGGUGCUGGAGGUGGCGAUCAGCAGGCAGCAACCCCUUGGGGAGGUUGCGCACAACGUCGCACCGGCGCUUGAGUCCACCGCUCUGGCCAGAGCCUAUCCGGGGUUGGAUGUUGAACCCGAGGCCAAACUGAUCGCACGAGCGACAGUGGAAACCCUCGCGUUCUGGGGGAUGUGCCCCGUGGAUGGGCCGAAACUCAGGAAGAUCGGCAUCGCGGUGCCGCUGGAUGCGCAGAUGGAGUACGACAUCGAGCACAGGGGGAGGAAGAGGCCGAGGGGCAAGCAGGGCAAGGACAGCUCGGGGAAGAAGGGGAAGGGCAGAGCGGGCAAGGACAGCACGGCGGCGUAG